This is a messenger RNA of Microplitis demolitor, 894 nucleotides long. Its product is annotated as zinc finger BED domain-containing protein 4-like. The record is from RefSeq and is a predicted model, not a curated record. Lineage: Eukaryota; Metazoa; Arthropoda; Insecta; Hymenoptera; Braconidae. The coding region runs from base 1 to 894 and encodes 297 amino acids. The transcript has 2 exons.
AUGACAGUACACGCUAUAAACGAGUUAUGGAAUUUACGUUGUUUAACUUUGGAUACACUGGAAAUGACUGAAAGUCACUCGGCAGAGAAUAUUUAUAAUCAUUUAUGCAAUGCUUUAUCAGAAUGGAAUAUUGCUGAAAAAACAAUUGCUGUGGUGCAUGAUAAUGCCCCAAAUAUGGUCGCUGCAAUGCGGGAAAGCUCCACUGCUGAUAUUAAAAUUGGUCAAAGUGUUUAUUGCUUUUGUCACUCGUUGCAGAUUGUUGUUGAAAAGGCUUUCAACGAAAAAAAUUUUAAAAAACAUCUUCAAAAAGUUUCCGCAGUUGUUGGGCACUUUAAACAUUCAUAUAAAGCAACAAACGCUCUCAAAGAUGCUCAGAAAUCAUAUAAUUUGCCUAAAUAUUGUUUAAUUAGUUAUUGCGUAACGCGUUGGAAUUCAGCUUACGACAUGAUUGAACAGCUACUAAUAGAACAACGCCAAGCUGUUGGAAGUAUAUUGCUGGAUCCAAAUUUUACAAAUACAGCAAUGUCUAAAAAAUUGCUUUCAAGCAAUUUAAAAUGGAAUUAUUUAAAAGCUCUAGUCAGAAUAUUAAAACCAUUUGAGGUAGCAACAACAGUCAUGUCCAGUCAAUCUGAAUCAACUAUUGAAAUGGUACGGUCAGCUAUUCAUUCGAUGAUAGAUAAAUUUUUAAAACAUGAUAAGAAUGAUUCUCCAAAAAUUCGAUUAUUUAAAGAAGUAUUUCAAGAAGAAUUAGAAGCUCGAUUUUUGAACGAAGACUGCGAUCCCGUGAGUGCAUUGACCUGUUUUUUGGAUCCUAGAUAUCAGGAUAUGUCUUAUGAAACUCUAGAGUAUCGAGAGUCUGUCCAGAAAAAAAAUUUUAAAGAUUAUGCUCAAUGA